This is a messenger RNA of Cercopithifilaria johnstoni, 105 nucleotides long. Lineage: Eukaryota; Metazoa; Nematoda; Chromadorea; Rhabditida; Onchocercidae. The record is from the annotation of a GenBank genome assembly.
GUUGUAGCCGUACAAACUGGCGAACGUGAAGAUAUAGUUUGCUUCAAUGGAACUUUGGAUUGGAAACAGGAUUUGAAUAGAGCUGAAUCACCAUGCUUUGGGUAA